Perca fluviatilis (European perch) is the source of this 1309-nucleotide messenger RNA. It is a transcript of the gene raly, whose product is annotated as RALY heterogeneous nuclear ribonucleoprotein. The transcript is spliced from 10 exons. Gene Ontology annotation, molecular function: RNA binding. The record is from RefSeq and is a predicted model, not a curated record. Lineage: Eukaryota; Metazoa; Chordata; Actinopteri; Perciformes; Percidae. The coding region runs from base 135 to 1133 and encodes 332 amino acids. Gene Ontology annotation, cellular component: nucleus.
GCUUCAGCCCGGUUACCGAGCGCACCGCCUGCCCGCUCUCCUUUCUCCUCUCGCUGCAGCCUCUUUGAGCGUUUUUGCCUCCUCCGUUGGUAGAUGGUGCAGAUCAUAUCUGGUAGGAAAGCCAACAGGAAAAGAUGGAUGGCAUGAAAAGAUCCCCGUCUCUCUGCGUCUCUCCCUCCCAGUCCAUCCAUUUGUCAGUCGCUUCCUUGGCCCGUCUCUCCAGCAUGUCGCUGAAGGUCCAGACCAGUAACGUGACCAACAAGACAGACCCGAAGUCUAUCAACUCGCGGGUGUUCAUCGGCAACCUGAACACCGCGGUGGUGAAGAAGUCGGACGUGGAGAGCAUCUUCUCCAAGUAUGGCCGGGUGCUGGGCUGCUCCGUGCACAAGGGCUACGCCUUCAUCCAGUACGCCAGCGAGAGGCACGCCAGGGGGGCUGUGAUCGGGGAGAACGGCAGGGUGCUGGCUGGACAGAUGUUGGAUAUCAAUAUGGCCGGCGAACCGAAGCCAACCAGAUCCAAAAGCCUGAAGCGAUCAGCAGCUUCUCUGUACAGUGGCUAUGAGUUUGACUAUGAUUACUACAGAGAAGACUUCUAUGACAGGUUGUUUGAGUACCAUGGCCAGGUGUCUCCGGUCCCUCGGGUGGUGCCCGUCAAACGGCCGCGGCUAGCAGUGCCUCUGGUCCAGCGGGUCAGAUCCUUACCGGUCAAACUGCUGGCACGUAACGCCUCGGUCCUCCCCACCAGCAACGGCAACAAACAGAGAUCAGUGAAAGGUGCAGAGCUUCAGGCGAUCAAGUCAGAGUUGACUCAGAUUAAAGCCAACAUCGAAUCUUUGCUGGGCAGACUGGAGCAGAUCACAGACGACACACACAUCACCGCCACAGAGCUGAGGAAGGCAGAGGAGCGUAAGACCAACGAGGUGUGGCAGGAAGACGAGUCAAGCUCAGAGCUGGAGGGUGAGGAGGCACACAGACAGAACAGCGAAGCUGAAGAGGACAAAUAUGAGGAGGAGGAGGAGGAGGAAGAGGAGGAGGAGGAAGAGGAGGAGGGAGAACACAUGCAGGACAACGCCUACGACCACAUGCAGGAGAACAGUCGCCUAUCAUCAGAGAUGGACUCCAUUCACCCAUGAGAGGUAGUCUGGACUGUGGAGGAAGAGACAGAGAGAGAGAGAGAGAGAGAGAGAGAGAGAGACAGAGAGCACGCCAAGGACAGAAAGAGAACUGGAUAACAGCACAGAAGGCAAUCAAACAGCAGGGAGCCGGACACACGCACUCACACACAUCCGUAAAAACACACAGUAGAGAC